CGCCGCCGAACCCCAUCGAAUUUGUUGCUUAUCAACACAACCCUUCUCUUUGCAAAUAGAAUCCUUCCAAUUCAUAUGUGCUAGCUUAUUGUUCUAAUAUUUUUGCCUCAUUUCUCUCUACCUUUGGUUACAGCGACACACCCUCCGUCUGCAACUCAGUGCAGCUGCCCCGCAAUACCUACGCGGGCAGUUAUCGUUACCAUGAGCUCUCAUGUCGUGGUGAUUGACUCUACAGCUCGGCGAGCUGUGGUGAAAACAAACCCAUCGAAGCCGUUGGCAGAUGUAUUGCAGGAAGCUUGUGCCAAGCUUGGCCUCAACGCUAGCCAAUACGGACUCAAACAUCAGAGCAAACAGGUUGAUCUAUCGCUCUUAUACCGGUUAUCCGGCCUGACCUCUGGUGCGAAGCUUGAGCUCGUCCAGCUUUCCAAGUCCCCGUCAGUUGUCACUGUGGCUUUGCAACUCCCCGAUUCCGAAGCGCACGGCACCAACGGACGAGUCCUCGACAAAUUCCCUAGUACUACAACUCUAUGGCUGGUGCUGAGGAAAUUCGAGGCCGGGGUGGCGGGCAAUGGGCCAGCCAGGAAUUUGACCGCCAAGUGUGCUCCAGCUGUCGAUGGCGGAUCCAGUGGAGCUGGACGACUAUAUUACCAGAUGCCUGUUUUACAGAGCAUGGGACGCGAACUGGCAACAUUCUCAGAUUUACAAAAGUCCUUGGCUCAGCUAGGUUUCAACAGUGGCAAUGUUUUAUUCCGAUUAUCGUUCCGAACAACGCAAGAACCGCUGGAAGAAGCGAUGAUGAAAAUCACGCAAUAUUUCAAAGAAUUCGAGGAAGAAACCACCAUUCCCAGUGCUGCGCCUGCAGCUAGCCCGGCUGCUAUAGAUCAAGCACCACCUGCCAUUAAAGAAGAGAACGUAAUUUCGGAAGAGCCCUCAUCAGUACCCGUCACAUUAUCAACAUCCACUGCCGAAGUGCAGCCAUUAGGCGAGCAGAUCCCAGAACAGCCAACAAUUCUUUCGGACUUGAAUCGGCCUGUCACCGUCUACCGGCCCCCUACCAAUACCACACCACAAUCUGCUUUAGCAUCUUACCGUGAGGAAGAUUACGUACCAAGCAUCGAACACGCCAAAUCUCAUCAAGACAGGCUCAAUCAACUGUCGCAUAACGUGCGUCUUCCCAGCGACCGGGAAAUCGCCGAAAAGGCCGCUGCAGAGCAAGAGAAGCUGGCUGCGAUCAAAGAAGUAGAGGUGAAAAUACGAUUUCCGGAACAAAGUCAGGUCGUUGCCAAAUUCGGACAGCCUGAUACAGGAUCCGUUUUAUAUUCGUUUGUCCGAGAUUGUUUGGACACCCCUUUCGCCAAUGAGAAAUUCUCUCUAGCAAUAUUUGGGGCUGGGGUAUCUCGAGGCCCUUUCGAUCAAAAAAAGAUCAUUCCAGAUUCAGAUCGUCAGUAUUUGAUUAAGGACCUAGGCCUCAAGGGAAGAGUGCUGGUCAAUUUUACAUGGGGCGAUCACGCAUCUACGGCAGCCCGUAAAAGCGGCACAAAUUUGCUAAAGUCGCAACUUCGCAGUCAAGCCCAAGAUAUCCAGAUACCCGCCGUGCCUGGUCUUGUGGCGGACGAUGAAGACAACGCAAAGAAAUCACCAUUGGGCAAAUUGGGAGCAGCUUUGAAAGGCGACGGUAGUACUAGCCAGUCUGGCGGCCGUAAAGGAGGAGUGCCGAAAUGGCUCAAGUUGCCAGGUAAAAAAUAAGUGCUACCAAUGAUUGGGAUACGCAUCUAUCUUACUGUACAUAAUAUCGACUUGCAUCUCAAGUAUGACAAGCCGACUGACGAAUGCUAUGAAUACUAUCUCUACGAUACUACUUCAUGAGAAUAUAAAUUAUCGUUCCGAGGU
Talaromyces proteolyticus is the source of this 1890-nucleotide messenger RNA. Its product is annotated as GLUT4 regulating protein TUG-domain-containing protein. The coding region runs from base 202 to 1746 and encodes 514 amino acids. The record is from RefSeq and is a predicted model, not a curated record. NCBI's taxonomy places the organism in Eukaryota, Fungi, Ascomycota, Eurotiomycetes, Eurotiales, Trichocomaceae. The transcript is spliced from 2 exons.